AUGCUCCAAGAAAAACAACAGCAGCAAGAGAAACUCGCAAGACAGGCCGAGAAAGAGCUAAGCAGAGCGAGAGAAAAAUCUCCAAUUCGACCACAAAGCCCGCUGGCAGCUCCACUGGUGAAUGAACACCACCAUGAGCCCGAACGGCCAGCGUGCUCGGUACCUACAGGAGUCCGGGAAAAAAAGAUCGCCAAAUCUGAAAUAGAACUCAAAGAGUGGGGACUAAGCGAAAAACCGAUUGACGAGGAAAUCUCCAGCGAUUCAGACACAGAACUCAAAGAACCCAAACCCAAACCCAAGUUCAAAAAAAGAAAACCGAAAAACCAGCACAUAUAG
Molecule: messenger RNA, 336 nt
Organism: Ogataea haglerorum
Lineage: Eukaryota; Fungi; Ascomycota; Pichiomycetes; Pichiales; Pichiaceae
Exons: 2
Coding region: 1-336 (111 amino acids)
Source: RefSeq, a predicted model, not a curated record